Messenger RNA from Amphibalanus amphitrite, 2596 nucleotides. Its product is annotated as G-protein coupled receptor Mth2-like. The transcript has 6 exons. Bases 252 to 2324 code for a protein of 690 amino acids. Gene Ontology annotation, molecular function: G protein-coupled receptor activity. NCBI's taxonomy places the organism in Eukaryota, Metazoa, Arthropoda, Thecostraca, Balanomorpha, Balanidae. Gene Ontology annotation, biological process: cell surface receptor signaling pathway; G protein-coupled receptor signaling pathway. The record is from RefSeq and is a predicted model, not a curated record. Gene Ontology annotation, cellular component: membrane.
CGGCGCUCGGCCCCGCUGCAGUGAGGAUGGUGGGCGCGAAGCUGUGCGUCCGGAGGACGGCGUGGGGCGGUGCAGGCGCCUGCAGUGAUCUCUAAAUCGGAGUGUGGGGGGUGGUGAAAUCGAGAACCUGUGCUUUUAUCUAUAAUCCCUCGGAGUCGUCGGCUUUGUGUGGUGUUGGAGCACGCAUCGUUGGACGAAUGAUGAGCGGUGGUCGGUCAAGUCAGUUCAGGACAUGUGGGUAGCUUAUUCUGAUGUUACUUGGAAGACCUAGGCGAACUCCUGUCCUGUGCCCCGACCUGAGUGAACGCCAGAGCCCCAUGACCCAUCAGCAUCACAUGUGGCGAGCCGGCCUGUUGUUUCUGGUCGCGCUGGCCGCCGCUCCUUUGGUAGUCUCGGGCCGCCGGCCUCUGGCCGAUGACCUGCCGGAGCCGCGCUGGAGGCAGCAGGCCGCCCGAAUCCUGCGCUGCUGUCCUGAAGAUGAGGCACUGGUCCGGCCGUCCGAUCCGGCGGAGCUGCCCUCCUGUCAGCCGGUGGGUGACGCGCUCCGCUGGCGGCCGCAGCUACUGAACGCCAGGGCGGGGAGCCGCGGGCCUCCAGACUCGCGGCUAACCGUGCUGCAGACGGGUAACCUCACCUGCACCGAGGGUUCGUUCUGGCUGGACGGCGGGCGGCCCGAGCAGCGGUUCGAGCUGCUGACCACCGGGGAGCUGUACCGGUCGGAGGUGGACGUCCUCCAGCCGGCCCAGCAGUUCUGCGCCGGCCGGCUGAUCGAGCCGCACAACCUGACGGACGCUGAGGGGGUCGCUAUCGACGGUGCCAUCGUCUGUAACGUCAGUAUGCACCAGCUGAGCUCGCUGGUGGACGAGACUCUACUGGAGCCCACCUGUCGGCGCGAGACCUGCUUCCGCAAGUGCUGCCCGCGCGGCCUGUACAUGGACCGGUACCAGCGAUGUCUGCCGCUGCCUGCUAACAAUACCUGGCGGCCCGGCUUCUACAGGUCCCUCACCCACCCGGCGGGCAGCGGGAGCUACCGCACUAUCUGGGGUAACGCCAGGUGCCCGCCCUCGGAGGACGGUCAGUACGGACGCGUGUUUCCGCUACAGCCUGUGUUCCGCGACCUUGACCGGUUCUACCUGCAGACCAACGGCUCGCUCUGGGUUCCCGGCCAGCAGAAGAUGACCAACCUGCCACACUUCUGCGUCGACCAGAUGCUCUACUCACUGAACGGCUCUGAGCAGUUCCACGCGUUCGCGAUCCUGUGCUUCGGCGGCAGUCCGCCGGCCGUGGCGCCGCGCCACUACGUCAUGGAGGCGCUGCUGAUCGUCUCCGCUGCGCUGCUGCUCGUCACGUUCGCCAUUUACGCCGCCAUCCCGGAGCUGCGAAACGUGCACGGCCGCUGCCUGAUGUCGCACGUCGCUGCGCUGUUCACAGCCUACGUCUGCCGCAUCGCCUCACAGACGGCGUUCGUCUACCGGAGUUUGCCCUUCUGCCAGGCCAUAGCAAUUAUCAUGUACUACUCGUUCUUGGCGGUCUGCUUCUGGCUGAAUACGAUGAGCUUCGACAUAUGGAGAACGUUCAGCCGAGUGCACGCGCCGACGACGGGCGGCAGCGGCACUCGCCGCUUCAUCCGCUACUCGGUCUACAGCUGGCUGAGCCCCCUGGCACUGACGGCCGUCACCGUACUCAUGCAGUACGCGCCCGAGCGUCUGGUGCCCACCGAGAUCUACCUGCGGCCCGGCUUCGGCGAAUACCGCUGCUGGUUCCCCGUGCCAGGUCGCUGGGAGCUGUUGGCCUACCUGCACGGCCCUCUGCUCGUGCUCAUGACCGCCAACCUGGCCCUCUUCCUGAUGACCGCUCGCUGCCUGCUCAAGUCCGAGCACGACACGCAGCUGGUGCGAAAAAAGAAAACCGCCGUCGAAAGGCUGAAGAUCUACGUCAAUCUGUUCAUCGUGAUGGGCAUAACCUGGGUGGCCGAGGCUCUGUCUGUGAAUGUGGGCAGCGAGGUACUCUGGUACGUCUCGGACGCCGUCAACUGUCUGCAGGGCGUCAUCAUCUUCCUGUUGUUCACCAUGCGGGAGCGGUCGCGUCGGAUCAUCCUGCGCCACCUGGAUAGUUGGGGCGUCUGCCGCUGGUGUCGCGGCUGUCGCUCCCCGACCUCCGACGGUAGAGCGGGCCCGCUGCUCUCCUCCUCUAAUAAGACGCGCACGACCUCUGUGCCGACCGGUACCUCUGGCCGCGCCAGCCACCUGCAGGAGCUGGAGCCGGUGAUGGCUGCAGCCGCCGGCGCGGCCGCUGCUGGGGACGCUAACACGCCGGCUGACUGAGCUGCACGGCUACUUCUCACCUGGAGCUCACUCUGAACUCACCAUGAACUCUGAGCUCUCUUUGAGCUCUCGGACUCGCUCUGAACUCACUCUGAGCUCUCUCUGAGCUGCUGAGCUCCCUGAGCUAACUCUACCCUCAAGACUCUGCCAUCUCCGACUGCUGUGUUCAUACGUCUGCUGAACUAUUUCACCGUACAGUGGGAUCAUCUCUCGUCUGUCGUCUUUUCUUUUCUGAAUAUGGACUCUUGGGCUAUAUCUUGUACAGUGAGCUG